Messenger RNA from Pseudopipra pipra, 1212 nucleotides. Its product is annotated as myeloid leukemia factor 1-like. The record is from RefSeq and is a predicted model, not a curated record. NCBI's taxonomy places the organism in Eukaryota, Metazoa, Chordata, Aves, Passeriformes, Pipridae. Gene Ontology annotation, cellular component: nucleus; cytoplasm. Gene Ontology annotation, biological process: regulation of DNA-templated transcription.
UGUAGUCUUGAAUGAGUCCCCCGCCGCCAUGUUCGGGGGGCUCAGCAGGUGCUUUGAGGAGGAUCCCUUCUUCAGGAAUCCCUUUGCUGCCCACCAUGAGCACAUGAGGCAGAUGAUGAGGAGCUUCUCAGAGCCCUUCGGGAGGGAGCCGUUGCCGAGCCUGCCGGAGGGCAGGGACAGAGCAGACAGAGCGCUGCAGUGGAGAGCGCGGCCAGACUCCCGGCUGGCUCCUCGGGGGAACUGCAGAGAUGCAGAUUUUGGGGAUCCAUUUUCUGCCAUGGACAGGAUGAUGUUAAACAUGAGGAACAGUAUGCUGGAAAUGCACAGGAAAUUUGAUGCGUCCACGUACCCCGAUGGACACACGUUCAGCUCCUCCUCCAUGAUGACUUUCUCCAAAGUGGAGGAUGAACCUCCAAAGGUUUUCCAAGCCUCAGCCCAGAUUCGCACAGCCCCGGGAGGUGUUAAGGAGACAAGAAAAGCACUUAAGGACUCUGAAAGUGGCCUGGAACAAAUGGCCAUUGACCAUCACAUCCAGGAUUGGGCUCAUGUUAUCAAAAACUCCAAGAACUGCAAGACUGGGGAUGAGGAGAUGAACCAAGAAUUCAUCAACCUGGAUCAAAAUGAGGCCCAGAGCUUUGAUGAGGAGUAGCAGAAGGAGGUCUUGAAGUUCAAGUCAGAACUAGAAGCCCUUUAGAAGCUCCAAAAUACAGAAGUAUCAAUUACAAGGAGAAUGGAUCAAGAAGAGAGAAGCUACUUGGAACUGGAGAUUCCAGAGUGUCCAAAGAUUCCUUGGAGUCUCUCAGUGUGAAAGGAACACAUGUCCCCCUCAACAAAAGCAGCAGGAAGUAAGUGGCUCCAUUCCCCUGAGAUGGAGUUUCUCCAGAGCAGAUAAUGGUGCUCAUGUCCAUACAAAUACACAGAAUACGUGACCAAUCUCUGUUUGUGUUGUGCCUUUGCUCCUCCUGAAUGUUCCUCAACCUUCAGCUCCUCAGUUAAACCCUCUCCUUUCAGUGAACUAAAAACCCAACUACUUUCUGCCUGAAAGCACUUUAUGGAUUAUCACCAAUUCUGUUUUAAAAAGAAUUGAUUUGCAAAGUUUUUCUGCUACAACUGCACCGGUCUCACACUUUAUCAAGCCUGGCAGUGCAGCUACUUUUCCCCACUCUAUAAGUUGCACAGAAAAUAAAUUCUUUUCAGUUUGUGUGGUUGAAA